AUGCCGUGGGAUAGAGUUUACAGAGCGGCGGUGGGUUUGAUGGGCAGUACCAGCGACGUACCGCUCUGUUGCACCGAAACCGCCACGACGAAAACUCGAGGCCCUCGCAGCAGCGAAUGCCCCAGCAACCUCAUUCUCCCGUGCAUGACAAUUGCAUUCUCAGCGGUGGCGGUGGGAGUGGAGCUCGUCAACAUGCCCAUGCUCUCUCUGGCAUUGGAAAAGUUGCAUGAACCGGGCGAAUUUGCGGCAUGCGCUCAUUUGCUGAGACCGAGCUGCAGAACUGCAAGGCCACGGUCUGAUAUGCACGUCAACGCAAAGCGCUCGAUCGGUGCUGGAGCAGCCAAUCUGAUACCUGCGAUACCGUACCUCGUCGACGGGGCGGGCCUCGAUUACAAGUCUCCGGACAGCGUGUGGUGCGCUGGCGAGGCUUCUAGCCGUGUAGUAAAACGUGGACGACGUGAUUGUGCUGGGAGAGGGUCGAAAGACGGGCCCAUCUCUCGCGUGGAGGCAUGUGCUGGGCGUUUCAACAACCGGCUCCGUGCCACCAAGCACGAUAUCUCCUGGAGCCCGAUACCGACGACGACGACUGGCACGCACUGCUAUGAGGCAUUUGCGCCUAUGGCGCUUAUAAUUGCGGAGAAGGAUCCUUGGUCUACCUGCUGCACGUUCGAAGCGGUGAGACCCGCUCCAGCAGGGCAGCUGUUGCCAGUAUAA
This is a messenger RNA of Zasmidium cellare ATCC 36951, 714 nucleotides long. RefSeq lists its product as uncharacterized. The record is from RefSeq and is a predicted model, not a curated record. The coding region runs from base 1 to 714 and encodes 237 amino acids. The transcript is spliced from 2 exons. Lineage: Eukaryota; Fungi; Ascomycota; Dothideomycetes; Mycosphaerellales; Mycosphaerellaceae.